Molecule: messenger RNA, 7983 nt
Organism: Silurus meridionalis
Lineage: Eukaryota; Metazoa; Chordata; Actinopteri; Siluriformes; Siluridae
Gene: hectd1
Product: HECT domain containing 1
Biological process (GO): protein K63-linked ubiquitination; proteasome-mediated ubiquitin-dependent protein catabolic process; anatomical structure development
Cellular component (GO): nuclear speck
Molecular function (GO): protein binding; ubiquitin protein ligase activity; metal ion binding
Source: RefSeq, a predicted model, not a curated record
GGUAAGGAAAAGCCGGCCGUGUUUCCUACGAGCGCGGCGAGCUGAAGCGUCCAGGCCUCGCGCUCGCGCAGAACUGUACUCUCCGGGAUUUGUCGGUAAACACAAGGCCGUGUUUGUUGAGCAUUACUGUUUACAGCUUCGGUACUGUUAACAAAUGUAUGGAAGAUUAUGACCCAUCAUAUAUAGCGGUAAAGACUUCAUGAACCUACAAGAGGACCAGUGACAGCUCAUAUUCUUCUCUCUCAUCUGACCGGCGGAAGCUGUCACUGGGUGUCAUGGCUGAUGUGGACCCAGACACAUUGCUGGAAUGGCUACAGAUGGGGCAGGGUGACGAGCGGGACAUGCAGCUAAUUGCUCUUGAGCAGCUCUGCAUGCUACUGCUUAUGUCAGAUAAUGUAGAUCGCUGCUUUGAGACGUGUCCUCCACGAACAUUUCUUCCAGCUCUUUGUAAGAUCUUCCUGGAUGAAAGUGCCCCUGACAAUGUUUUGGAAGUGACAGCCAGGGCCAUCACCUAUUACUUAGAUGUGUCGGCUGAGUGCACACGCAGGAUAGUUGGAGUGGAUGGAGCCAUCAAGGCUCUGUGUAACCGAUUGGUGGUGGUAGAGCUCAACAAUAGGACUAGCAGAGAUCUUGCAGAGCAGUGUGUAAAGGUGCUGGAACUGAUCUGCACCCGAGAGUCUGGUGCUGUAUUUGAGGCUGGAGGGCUGAACUGUGUUUUGAGUUUCAUUCGGGACAGUGGUCACCUGGUGCAUAAGGACACACUGCACUCAGCCAUGGCAGUGGUGUCUCGACUCUGCAGUAAGAUGGAGCCACAAGACUCGUCCCUUGAGACAUGUGUGGAGUCCUUGUCUAGUCUUCUCAAGCAUGAAGAUCACCAGGUUUCUGAUGGAGCACUCCGCUGCUUUGCAUCUCUGGCUGAUCGUUUCACACGGCGAGGUGUAGAUCCAGCUCCACUGGCCAAGCAUGGCCUGAGUGAGGAGCUUCUUUCGCGUAUGGCUGCUGCAGGAGGUUCAGUCGCUGGUCCUUCUUCUACCUGCAAAACAGGCAGAACAUCUACAGGUGGUGCACCCUCUGCCCCAGACUCCAAACUUAGCAACCAGGUGUCCACUAUCGUCAGUCUACUGUCUACACUGUGCAGGGGCUCACCACUCGUCACUCACGACCUGCUGCGUUCAGAACUACCUGAUUCAAUGGAGAGUGCCCUGCAAGGUGACGAACGUUGUGUGCUGGAUACAAUGCGCUUGGUUGACCUGCUGUUAGUUCUUCUGUUCGAGGGCCGCAAGGCGCUGCCUAAAUCCACAGCUGGUGCGGGUGGGCGUAUUCCAGGCCUACGACGCCUUGACAGCUCUGGAGAGCGCUCACAUCGUCAGCUCAUUGACUGUAUUCGUAGCAAGGAUACAGAUGCGCUCAUUGAUGCCAUUGACACCGGCGCAUUUGAAGUUAAUUUUAUGGAUGAUGUGGGACAGACACUUUUGAAUUGGGCCUCAGCGUUUGGUACACAGGAAAUGGUGGAGUUCUUGUGUGAGAGAGGUGCUGAUGUCAAUAGAGGCCAAAGAUCUUCGUCCCUGCAUUAUGCUGCCUGUUUUGGGCGACCGCAAGUAGCUAAGACUUUACUACGUCAUGGAGCUAACCCUGAUCUGAGGGAUGAAGAUGGUAAAACUCCUCUGGACAAGGCCAGGGAGAGGGGCCAUAGUGAGGUUGUAGCAAUUCUCCAGUCCCCUGGAGACUGGAUGUGCCCAGUGAACAAGGGGGAUGACAAGAAAAAGAAGGAUGUGAACAAGGAGGAGGAAGAGGGCAGUGAUCCAAAAGGAGACCCUGAGAUGGCACCCAUCUAUCUGAAAAGGCUGCUUCCAGUAUUUGCACAAACCUUUCAGCAAACCAUGCUGCCUUCAAUAAGGAAAGCUAGUUUAGCGCUGAUCAGGAAGAUGGUUCAUUACAGUUCUGAAGUACUGCUUAAGGAAGUCUGCGACUCUGAUGCUGGACACAAUCUGCCCACCAUUCUGGUAGAAAUCACUGCUACUGUGCUGGACCAGGAGGAUGAUGAUGAUGGUCACUUGCUGGCACUGCAGAUCAUAAGAGAUUUGGUGGAUAAAGGGGGCGAUGUGUUCUUGGACCAACUGGCUAGACUUGGUGUCAUCAAUAAGGUGUCCACUCUGGCAGGACCUACUUCAGAUGAUGAGAAUGAGGAAGAACCAAAACCAGAGAAGGAGGACGAACCCCAGGAAGAUGCCAAAGAGAUUCAGCAGAGUAAGCCUUACCAUUGGCGGGACUGGUCCAUUAUCAGAGGGAGGGACUGUUUAUAUAUAUGGAGUGAUGCUGGCCUGGAGCUUUCCAAUGGUAGCAAUGGCUGGUUUCGCUUCAUCUUGGAUGGCAAAUUGGCUACUAUGUACUCCAGUGGCAGCCCAGAGGGAGGCUCUGACAGUUCAGAGAGUCGGAGUGAGUUUUUGGAAAAGCUUCAACGUGCCCGAAGUCAAGUAAAGCCGGUCACAUCUAGCCAACCCAUUCUGUCAACAGUGGGACCCACAAAACUCACUGUGGGCAACUGGUCACUCACAUGCCUAAAGGAAGGGGAGAUAGCCAUUCAUAACUCAGAUGGUCAGCAGGCCACCAUCCUGAAAGAAGAUCUACCAGGCUUUGUGUUCGAGUCUAACCGAGGAACCAAGCACUCUUUUACUGCUGAAACGUCUCUUGGUUCAGAGUUUGUGACAGGCUGGACUGGAAAACGAGGACGGAAGCUCAAAUCUAAAUUGGAAAAAACAAAACAAAAGGUGAAGACAAUGGCUAGAGAUUUGUAUGAUGACCAUUUUAAGGCUGUAGAAAGUAUGCCUAGGGGAGUAGUUGUCACUUUGAGAAACAUUGCCACUCAGCUUGAAUCUGCCUGGGAGCUGCAUACCAACAGACAGUGUAUGGAGGGAGAGAACAUGUGGCGAGACCUUAUGAAAACGGCUUUAGAAAAUUUGAUUGUGGUUCUCAAGGAUGAGAACACCAUUUCCCCCUAUGAAAUGUGCAGCAGUGGGCUUGUUCAAGCACUUUUUACUGUUCUGAAUAAUAGUGUGGACCUUGAUAUGAAACAUGAUUGUAAGCAAUUGAUGGAGAGAAUAAAUGUGUUUAAAACUGCAUUUAGUGAAAAUGAAGAUGAUGAAAGCCGACCCGCAGUUGCCUUAAUUCGCAAAUUAAUAGCAGUGCUAGAGUCUAUAGAACGGCUACCUCUUCAUUUGUAUGAGACACCCGGCUCAGCAUGCAACCUUCAGAUUCUGACUAGGAGGCUCCGUUUCCGAUUAGAGCGGGCUCCAGGUGAGACAGCCUUAAUUGAUCGGACUGGCAGAAUGCUCAAGAUGGAACCUUUGGCUACAGUUGAGUCUCUAGAGCAGUAUCUGCUUAAGAUGGUGGCAAAGCAGUGGUAUGACUUCGAUAGGUCCUCCUUCAUCUUUGUAAGGAAGUUGAGAGAAGGUCAAAGUUUUACCUUUAGACAUCAGCAUGACUUUGAUGAGAAUGGCAUUGUGUAUUGGAUUGGCACAAAUGCAAAGACUGCAUAUGAGUGGGUGAAUCCUGCAGCUUAUGGUCUGGUUGUGGUGACUUCGUCAGAGGGUAGGAAUUUGCCCUAUGGGCGUCUAGAGGACAUCCUGAGUAGAGACAGCUCAGCCCUCAACUGUCACACCAAUGAUGACAAAAAUGCCUGGUUUGCUGUGGACCUGGGCCUCUGGGUCAUUCCCUCAGCUUACACGCUACGUCAUGCCCGUGGCUACGGUCGCUCUGCCCUUCGAAACUGGGUUUUCCAAGUGUCUAAGGAUGGCCAGAACUGGAUGACUUUUUACACCCAUGUGGAUGAUGGCAGCCUCAAUGAACCGGGGUCAACUGCUACAUGGCCGUUGGACCCAUCCAGAGAUGAGAAACAUGGCUGGAGACACAUCCGUAUUAAACAGAUGGGGAAGAAUGCUAGUGGACAAACACACUACCUCUCACUGUCUGGAUUAGAGAUCUAUGGCACAGUCACUGGUGUUUGUGAAGAUCAGCUUGGUAAAGCUGUGAAGGAAGCAGAAGCUAACCUGCGUCGGCAACGCCGCCUCUUCCGCUCUCAGGUAAUGAAGUACAUAGUCCCUGGGGCUCGGGUGGUACGUGGCAUUGACUGGAAGUGGAGAGAUCAGGAUGGCAACCCUUCUGGAGAGGGCACUGUGACUGGAGAGGCCCAUAAUGGCUGGAUUGAUGUCACCUGGGAUGCUGGUGGCUCAAAUUCCUACCGCAUGGGUGCAGAAGGGAAGUUUGACCUGAAAUUAGCACCGGGGUACGACCCCGAGUCGGCGCCGUCACCCAAAACUGUUUCGUGCGCUGUUGCAGGACCACCGACUCCCUGGAGCAGCCUUGCCAAAAACAACUGUCCAGACAGGGUUGGCCAGUCACUGGCAUCUUCUGGUCGCAAAGGCAGUAGCAGCUCGGCAUGCAGCGAUGUUGGCCUUGGCUCUGCUCGCAGACUUGAGGGCUUGUCUGAGCAGGGCACACUUGAGGGGGGUGGACUCACGGGGACAGAGGGACAGGAGCCACUUGUGGUUCUCUCCACAGUCGAGGGUGGUUCUGCAUCCUGCGAAAAUGCUGAUCCCAAGAGUGAAUCAACAGCCAUCUCUGUGGGGCCAGUUAGCGUCAGUUCACCUGAUGUCAGCUCUGUCUCUGAUUCAUCUGGUAAAGCUGCGGUGUCCCAGAGGCCCCUGGGCCCAGGCACUGGUGCUCGCCUUUCAGUCAGCUCACUGCUUGCAGCUGGUGCUCCUAUGAGUUCCAGUGCUAGUGUUCCUAACCUGUCAUCACGUGAGGCCAGUCUCAUGGAGUCAUUUGUGCGCCGCGCUCCCAACAUGGCACGCACCAACGCCACCAACAACAUGAACCUGAGCCGUAGCAGCAGUGACAACAAUACCAACACAAUUGGCCGCAAUGUUGCAGCUGCAUCCGCCUCUCCUCUAAUGGGUGCACAGAGCUUUCCUAACCUUACUACCACUGGUACCACCUCAACUGUUACAAUGUCCACCUCCAUAGUAACCAGCAGCAAUAAUGUAGCCACAGCCACUACAGGUUUGUCUGUUGGCCAGUUGCUCAGUAACACUCUGACGACAAGCCUGACCUCAACAUCUAGUGAGAGUGACACAGGUCAGGAGGCAGAGUUUUCACUCUAUGACUUUUUAGAUAGCUGUCGGGCAAAUACGUUGCUUGCAGAGCUGGAUGAUGAGGAAGAUUUGCCUGAACCAGACGACGAUGAUGAUGAGAACGAAGAUGACAAUCAGGAGGACCAGGAGUAUGAGGAAGUUCUGGAGGAAGAGGAAUAUGAAACCAAAGGGGGUCGGCGUAGAACGUGGGAUGACGACUUUGUGUUGAAAAGACAGUUUUCUGCUUUAGUCCCUGCAUUUGACCCCAGACCAGGCCGAACAAAUGUCCAGCAAACCACUGAUCUGGAAAUCCCUACACCAGGUACACCUCGUUCAGAGGUGCUGGAGGAGGUAGUUUGUGCUCCUUCCCCGCAUCUAGCUCUUAUCUUGAAGGUGGCCGGCCUGGGAACCACAAGGGAAGUUGAGCUACCUCUCACAAACUACAAAUCUACCAUUUUCUACUAUGUCCAAAAGCUGCUGCAGCUCUCCUGUAAUGGCAGCAUCAAAUCUGAUAAACUUCGACGCAUUUGGGAGCCGACAUACACGAUUAUGUACAGAGAGUUGAAGGACUCCGACAAAGAGAAAGAAAGUGGGAAGAUGGGUUGCUGGUCUGUAGAGCAUGUGGAACAGUACCUUGGCACAGAUGAAUUACCAAAGAAUGACUUGAUAACCUACAUGCAGAAGAAUGCAGACUCAACUUUCCUGCGCCACUGGAAAUUAACCGGCACUAAUAAAAGUAUUAGGAAAAACAGAAAUUGUUCACAGCUCAUAGCUGCAUACAAGGAUUUCUGUGAACGGGGAUAUAGAUCUUCAGGACUUGGGUCAGGCUCUCUAGUUGCCACACAGAGCUGUGACAUUUUAAGUGGGGCACGUGAGCAACCACAGGCUAAAGCUGGCUCAGCCCAGAGUGCCUGUGGUGUUGAGGAUGUGCUACAGCUUCUGCGCAUCCUCUUCAUUAUUGGAGGCGAGCCAGCAGUUGGCCUUACACUGCAGGAGGAUUUGGAUGAUCUACAGUUCAAUGCAUCACCUGAGGAGUUCACCAGCAAAAAAAUUACAACCAAAAUUCUGCAACAGAUUGAGGAGCCUCUGGCCUUGGCCAGUGGAGCACUUCCAGAUUGGUGUGAACAGUUAACCAGCAAGUGCCCUUUCCUUAUUCCUUUUGAGACCCGGCAGCUCUUCUUCACUUGCACUGCAUUUGGAGCUUCCAGGGCAAUAGUGUGGCUCCAAAACCGGAGGGAGGCAACCAUGGAGCGCACACGUCCAUCAACUACAGUGAGGCGGGAUGAACCAGGCGAGUUCCGCGUUGGCCGCCUCAAACAUGAGCGUGUCAAAGUACCUCGUGGAGCAAGCAUGAUGGAGUGGGCUGAGAGUAUCAUGCACAUCCAUGCUGACAGGAAGUCUGUACUCGAGGUAGAGUUCCAGGGAGAAGAAGGCACUGGUUUGGGUCCCACAUUAGAGUUCUAUGCCCUUGUGGCAGCCGAGUUCCAGCGAACCUCACUAGGGAUCUGGCUCUGUGAUGAUGAUUUUCCAGAUGAUGAGUCACGCCAAGUGGAUCUUGGCAGUGGCCUGAAACCACCAGGUUAUUAUGUACAGCGCUCGUGUGGCCUUUUCCCUGCGCCCUUCCCUCAGGAUAGUGAUGAGCUGGAGCGCAUCGCCAAGCUUUUUCUCUUCUUGGGCAUCUUCCUGGCCAAGUGUAUACAGGACAACCGCCUAGUAGACCUCCCUGUCUCACAACCUUUUUUUAAGCUACUAUGCAUGGGUGACAUCAAGAGCAACAUGAGCAAACUUUUGUAUGACACACGCUUAGAUUCAGACCACCACUUCUCUUACAUCCACUCAGAGGCCUCCACUGAGGAAGAACCGUAUUUGAUAAGCAGCUUUGAUGAGGAUUCUAAAUCUGAGUUCAUCUUGGACCCACCAAAGCCCAAACCACCUGCAUGGUUUUAUGGCAUCCUAACAUGGGAGGACUUUGAGCUGGUAAAUCCUCACAGAGCACGUUUCCUCAAGGAGCUAAAGGAGUUGGCAGUUAAGAGGAGGCAGAUACUGGGCAAUAAGGGCCUCUCGGAGGAUGAAAAGAACACACGGCUACAGUGCCUCAUGCUGAAGAACCCAGUGGGCUCAGGUCCACCACUGUGUGUGGAAGAUCUAGGAUUAAAUUUCCAGUUUUGUCCCUCAUCCAAAGUGCAUGGCUUCUCAGCAGUGGACCUUAAAUCCAAUGGAGAGGAUGAGAUGGUGACCAUGGACAAUGCAGAGGAGUAUGUGGAGUUAAUGUUUGACUUCUGUAUGCACACUGGUAUACAAAAACAAAUGGAGGCCUUCAGAGAGGGCUUCAACAGAGUGUUCCUUAUGGAGAAACUAAGCUCAUUUAACCAUAAAGAGGUCCAGAUGAUCCUGUGUGGAAACCAGUCUCCAUCCUGGACAGCUGAGGACAUUGUCAACUACACAGAGCCCAAAUUGGGCUAUACUCGGGACAGUCCUGGUUUCUUGCGCUUUGUGCGAGUGCUGUGUGGAAUGUGCUCAGAUGAGAGAAAAGCCUUCCUCCAGUUCACAACAGGGUGCUCAGCUCUACCCCCUGGUGGUCUUGCCAACUUACAUCCUCGUCUCACAAUCGUCCGCAAGGUGGAUGCGACUGAUGCCAGCUACCCUUCAGUAAACACAUGUGUGCACUAUCUAAAGUUGCCAGAGUAUUCCUCUGAGGAGAUCAUGAGAGAGCGUCUCCUUGCUGCCACUAUGGAAAAGGGCUUCCAUCUAAAUUGAGCAUGCUCCCAGCACCGCUGACUGACUCAAUGUGUUAAUGAAGCCUGUUGUGUUUUGUUGCAGAAAAAAAAAAAAAAUACAGUUCUACUCACCCGUU